AUGACUAAAGAAACAAUCCUAAUCACGGGCGUUACAGGGUACAUCGGAUUCAAAGUACUGCGCAUCGCCCUCGCACAGGGUUACAGAGUCCGUGGCGUCGUACGCAAAGAAGAACAAAUCUCCAAAAUAAAAUCUCACCCUCUCAUGGACGGCCUUAUCGGCGGUGUUGAAUUUGUGGUCAUACCGGACAUGGGGAAAGCUGGAGCUUUUGAUCCAGUCUUGGACGGCAUUUCAGCAAUCAUCCAUACAGACGACUACAUCCGAGAUAUUGUCCAACCGCCUCUUGAUAUGGAGUCAUCACUGCUCAAAUCCGCUCUCAACACACCCAGCGUACGUCGAGUAGUUAUUACUUCCUCAGUUGUCACCUUGAUUCCCCUAUCUUGGCUCGCCAGCAGCGACGUCGACACCGUCUUCACAUCACGAGACCUGAACACGGACACUGCGCCUCCAUAUCACAAUGCCAUGGAGGCUUACUGGGCAUCCAAAACCCUUGCCCGAAAGCAUGUUCACGAGUUCUUGUCCCAGAAGAAACCUCACUUUGACAUUAUUCAGUUGCUUCCUUCGGUUGUCCUUGGCCCGGAUGAUUGGGCUACGGAUCUGGAAACACUUUUCGUGGGAACUCGUGCCAUGAUUAUGCCAAUCGUCCAAGGUAAAGUCAUGGAAGCACCGGUUGUGGGAGUGCCUGUUCUUGUAGACGAUGUUGCACUCGCCCAUGUGGAUGCGAUCAAGCCAUCAGUGCCCGGUAACAAAGACUACAUCCUGAGUUCUAAUACACCGGAUGGUAUUGAGUGGAACUCCAUACUGGACAUUGCGCAACAGCAUUUCCCGGGCGAGGUUGCAAGUGGAUUGCUUCAAUGUACAGGAUCUUUGCCUACGAGAAGAUGGAAACUAGACACAUCAGACACAGAAAAAGCUUUUGGGUGGAAGUGUACUUCUUUUGAGGACACGAUGAGAAAACUACUCCAACAAUACAUUACACUGAUCAAGGAGUCUGGGGCUUCACUUUGA
Molecule: messenger RNA, 1008 nt
Organism: Trichoderma atroviride IMI 206040
Lineage: Eukaryota; Fungi; Ascomycota; Sordariomycetes; Hypocreales; Hypocreaceae
Source: RefSeq, a predicted model, not a curated record